CUUUUGAUCUUGUGCAUUCUGAUGUUUGGGGUCCAUCUCCUACACCCACCAUGGGGGGUUCCAGAACAGGAUACACUGCCACAACAAUCUUGUCCUUAUACUUCUGAACAAAAUGGGCGAGCUGAACGCAAACACAGACACAUCCUUGAUUCUGUUCGUGCUCUGCUCAUUUCAUCCUCUUGUCCAGAGCGAUUUUGGGGUGAGGCUGCUCUUACAGCUGCUUAUCUUAUUAAUCGCAUUCCAUCAUCAGUCCUUAAUAACCAGUCUCCAUAUGAGCGUCUACAUGGUACAUCUGAUGAGCUCUACAAUGCCUCACCACAUGCUCCAACCAGUUCUGUAGAAGAUGAUCUGCCUACUGAGGCCUCUUCUAACCCUCUUUGGCAACAAGCUAUGCAAGAUGAAUUACAAGCUCUUGAGAACACUCGUACAUGGGAUUUAGUUGAUCUCCUUGCUGAAAAGUCUCUAAUAGGCUGUAAAUGGGUGUACAAGAUCAAAACGCGAUCUGAUGGUUCUGUGGAGAGUUAUAAGGCACGCUUGGUUGCCAAGGGUUUUACACAGGAGUAUGGAAUCGACUAUGAAGAGACAUUUGCUCCAGUUGCUCGUCUUACAUCUGUGCGCAGUUUGCUUGCUAUCGCUGCUAUACGGAGAUGGAAAUUUAUUCUUCAAAGUAGUCAAUACCGUACUGGUAUAUGUACUGGUUUUGCUACUGGAACGAUAAAUGGAGCUCGGUGCAACAAAUGGGCCACUGGAAUGGAAACACAUGGCGCUGGAACUUACGAUGGAGAAGGGAACUGCACACAUGGGAGGAUAACCAAGUGGAACACUGCAUCAGUUACUCAGAUGAUUAUGAAGAAAUGCUGGAACAAGAUGGUGCCAAACAAGGUUUGCUCUUUCGCUUGGCUGUUACUGCAAAACCGGAUCCCAAGUAAAGAUAAUCUGCUGAAAAGGGAAGUAAUCAAGGAAGCCAUGGAUGCAAUGUGCAUGUUUUGUGCUGACAAAAUUGAAGAUGCGGACCAUUUAAUUAUGAAAUGUGAUUUUUCCUAUGAAAUAUGGUCAAAAUGCUUUGAAUGGUGGGGUAUCUGUUAUGUCCGGCACAAUAACUGUAGGGAAGGUUUCAUUCAACAUUUGUGGGCGGCUAGAAACAAGAAAGGAUGGCAGGUCUGUAGCGGUGGGCAAAUGCCGAUUUCGGAGAAAACCGAUACCAAAAAAGUGGAGAAAGGAGGGAGAACAUUGGAGAGGAUGAAAAAGCGGGAAGAGGGGCCAAGUGGACUGAGUCGUUGUGUUGUGAACAAAUUAAUUAAAGAAAUACGAGAUCAGAAGUAUGAUGAGAAGGCAAACAAGGUGACAAUUAAGGUGGUGAGCUGCUUGCCGGAGAAGAUCAGGGACAAGUUAUGCUGCAAGGGUGGUGGAUGCAUCAAGAGCAUUGAGAUCAAAGAGCCGACUCCGCCUCCACCUCCACCUCCGCCUCCGCCUGCGGAAAAGCAUGUGAAAGUAUCUGUAGAUCUGCAAGUCCAGGGGUUUUGUUAUUGUAAAUGCUGUAGCGGAUGGCCUUGGGGCCCAUGUUACUGUGGCGGGCAAGUCCAAUGCGUUCUGUGUUAUGGGAGACCCGUUUGCGACAGCUGGAGCGGUUGUGGAGAAACUCAACCAGGCUGCUCAAUCAUGUAAAUACUAAUAAUAAGACUGUUUGAAAUCCAGCCAAGUUAAAUCCAAUAAUAAGUAACUGUUGUUUUACAAAUUAGUUUCAAAAUAUAUAGAAGUUGAUUUAUAAACAUCUUCAUUGUCC
Molecule: messenger RNA, 1783 nt
Organism: Rubroshorea leprosula
Lineage: Eukaryota; Viridiplantae; Streptophyta; Magnoliopsida; Malvales; Dipterocarpaceae
Source: the annotation of a GenBank genome assembly